Loa loa (African eye worm) is the source of this 612-nucleotide messenger RNA. RefSeq lists its product as hypothetical. The coding region runs from base 1 to 612 and encodes 203 amino acids. The transcript has 2 exons. NCBI's taxonomy places the organism in Eukaryota, Metazoa, Nematoda, Chromadorea, Rhabditida, Onchocercidae. The record is from RefSeq and is a predicted model, not a curated record.
AUGAUAAAUCGCAGUGAUAAUGCGAACGAGAAGGUUAUGACUUAUAACAAUAACGAUUUUAUUAAUCAAUCAGUGAAGAUGAUGAUUAAGCCAUCCGGAAAGAUAAAUGGAUUAGAAAAUAUAAAUGAUGAUCAGGAAAUAAUGGACCAACAAAGAAAUAGUAGUGGACAAAUAAAUGAUAAUGAACGGGAAAAUGGUAAAGUGGACCGAAGCAAGCAGCAUGAAUUAGCUAGUGAUAAUAACAGUGAUAAUGUUAGUAGAUAUAUCGCUGAUAAUGUCGGAAAUGAAGCAAAUCAAAUAGCGAUUAAUAAGAAAGAUAAGAAAACGAAUUUGAAUAGUCUACAACGAAAAUAUGAGAAUCGGCAGAAAAAUUCUAGAAGUACAACUUAUGCUUCUGAAAAUGUUAAUUACCGUAAAGCUAAACAUCAACCAUUGAAUGAAGUGCAGAAAAAGAAAUUAAACCGGAAAGAACCGUCUAAACAUCAGGAAAGUAAAAGUUAUAAGAAGUUGGAUAACUUUAUAUCAGGAAAUAAUCAAAAAUCAAACGAUAUUAUCAAUAACGUGAGAAAUUUCGACCUUUUCAUUACUAUAUCUGUAUUAUUGACUCAUUAA